This is a messenger RNA of Darwinula stevensoni, 789 nucleotides long. The record is from the annotation of a GenBank genome assembly. NCBI's taxonomy places the organism in Eukaryota, Metazoa, Arthropoda, Ostracoda, Podocopida, Darwinulidae.
AUGGUAGAGGUGUUGACGGGUAUCGGCAGGGCAUGCUUCCGUAUCCAGAAGGGCUGCUCCAAUGUUCCCGCGUCAGAGUGGAAUUCGUUGGAUGGGAAUGCGACCCGGCCGGAAAGGAAGAAGGAAAACGGAGAACCGGCGUUCGAUCUGUCUGGAAUGCUUCCGCCGAACGAAGUGGUGGACACGGCGCUCGGGCUCGCUUUCGUCGCGUUCGAUCGGGUCGGGAACCUGGCUCCUCUACGACCCGUCGAGUGGGCCAUCGAGGGAAGGCGCGUGGUGAUUCCUUACACGGGUCUGGAAAUUCCGCUCGGAGUGACCGUGAGGCUGACCGAGGGCAUCGCGACCGGGCUGCAAACUGCGAUUCGGCACGGAGAAGCAACGUUGAGGAAAGAAGGAAGAACCUUUAUCGUUACUGCUCCCGUCUUACUUAAAUUGGCUCAAUUCAACUACACCCUGGAAUUUCAAGCCCUGUUCCUGAAUUUCCGGGGAAAAGUGCGGGCAGAUGUCGACGAUAUCCUGGUCGACAUGGAGGCCCGCAUGAGCAUCGAACUCCCCCACGCGCGGAGCGUGGAGAUCUCCAAGUUCGAGAUCCUCAACGUCGAGGGAAUGAAGGUUCGGCUGGAAGGCAGCGAAGCGAGUGGCGUCAACAGAUUUCUCGACAUCGUGGUGAGGCAGGCGCGUCGUCUCUUCCCGGAGGUCGUGCACGACUUCUUGGAGCCGAUCGGAAAGUAUGCUUUAGAAAAGAGCUGCGAGAUGGGAUUCCAGAUGCUCAAUAAACUUGAUCGUUGA